AUCGUAAAAGUUACCCGACCAUAAGAUCCAGUAAAAUUCAGACCACGAGUAAAUAAGAGAACACAUUUAAAUGUUUUUUUCUUAAUUUUUAUCAUUUCGCACGACGUCUAAAAUUUUUCACUCUUCUCCUCCUUUGAUGUAUAAAGAAAAAAUUUUAAUAUAUAUAUUCCAUUAUAAUACCUUUUUAUAUUUUUCUUUCUUUUCUUCUUUUUUAUCAUCAUCAAAGUAAUUAACAAUGAAGUACAUCCAAACUGAUCAAAUCUUAGACAUCCCAGAAGGUGUUACCGUCUCCAUCAAAGCUAGAUCCAUCAAGGUUACUGGUCCAAGAGGUGAAUUAUCCAAAGACUUAAAACAUAUCAAUGUUACUUUCGUCAAGGUUAACGAUAAAGCCAUCAAGAUUACCGUCCACAAUGGUGACAGAAAACAUGUUGCUGCUUUAAGAACUGUUAAAUCUUUAAUUGCUAACUUGAUCACCGGUGUUACCAAGGGUUACAAAUACAAGAUGAGAUAUGUUUAUGCGCAUUUCCCAAUUAACGUUAACGUUAUUGAAAAGGAAGGUCAAAGUUACGUUGAAAUCAGAAAUUUCUUAGGUGAAAAGAGAGUCAGAGAAGUUAAAAUCUUUGAUGGUGUUACUGUUGAACAAUCUGCUAACCAAAAGGAUGAAUUAGUUUUAUCUGGUAACUCUUUAGAAGCUGUUUCUCAAAAUGCUGCUGAUAUCCAACAAAUCUGUCGUGUUAGAAAUAAGGAUAUCCGUAAGUUCUUAGAUGGUAUCUAUGUUUCCGAAAGAGGUCAAAUUGUUGAAGAUUUAUAAAUUAAUUAAUAGAUUUUCAUUUAAUUUUUUGCAUCAUCAUGUUUCAUAUCAUUAAUUCAACCAACCAAUCAACCAACCACAUAACUUAAAAGUUUUUUUAUGUGUUUAAUUUUAAUACAUUUUGCUCUUUUAUAUUUCAGCUUGUUUGCUUCUUUAGUUUUCACAAUUUGGGUUUCCUUUUCAUUUCUAUUAUUUUUCUUUGUUCACUUUAUAGUUUUAUGGUUAAACUACUUUACCCAGUUUGAUUACUUCAGAUAUUAUGGAUUUGUUAUCGUGCUCAAUACAAUGCAGAGCCACCAACGAUCCAUUUCGUAGCCUAAAAGUUUUAUCUCUAUCAUUUGCGAUGAAUUAGUUCUUGUAAUUUUGAGUAAGUUUUAUUACUAUUGAAAUUAUGAUUAAUUCAGACUUUUUUGAACUGUUUGCAUUGUUAUUGAGCUUUAAUUAAUGUUUAUUAUUAAGAUUGAUAUCUUUUAUCGAAUGGUUUUGAUUA
This is a messenger RNA of Scheffersomyces coipomensis, 1301 nucleotides long. RefSeq names its product 60S ribosomal protein uL6 (gene RPL9B). The transcript has a single exon. Gene Ontology annotation, molecular function: rRNA binding; structural constituent of ribosome. Bases 236 to 811 code for a protein of 191 amino acids. Gene Ontology annotation, cellular component: cytosolic large ribosomal subunit; ribosome. Gene Ontology annotation, biological process: cytoplasmic translation. NCBI's taxonomy places the organism in Eukaryota, Fungi, Ascomycota, Pichiomycetes, Serinales, Debaryomycetaceae. The record is from RefSeq and is a predicted model, not a curated record.